CAACGUUGUAAAACGAAACAAAUAGCUAGCACCAUAAGAUGAUAAAAUGCCGAUUUGCCGGCUCAUCAGUGAUGAGAAUAGUCAUAAACCAAUUCGGCUGCCACACCAACAGACAGUUGUCCUGGGUCGAGGUCCAGAGACGACUAUUAAAGACAGAAAAUGCUCUCGGCAGCAAGUUGAAUUUAAAGCAGAGUGCAACAAAGGUUAUGUUAAAGUUAAACAGCUGGGCGUGAACCCCACCUCCAUAGAUUCUGUGGUGGUGGGUAAGGACAAUGAGGUAAAAAUGAAAGCUGGACAGCAGCUUCAUAUAGUCAACCAGCUCUACCCAUACACUGUACAGUUCAAGGAGGAUCCCACCGGGCACUAUGGCGGCACCAAAAGACCACGACAACUGUCUUCAGAGGACAGAGAGAGCCUCAGAGAGGAUCAGAGUGUGAAAGCAGCCAAAAAGACAGAAACGGUCUCCGUUUCAGUCAGUGUUGGAGAAGCCACAAAAAGCACUGUAAGAGAAGGAAGGAAGAAAGAAAGUUUUGGACAUUGGAGCCAAGGUCUGAAGACAUCAAUGAAUGACCCAAAGAUGCAGGUAUACAAGGAUGACAAGGUAGUGGUUAUCAAAGAUAAAUACCCCAAAGCUCGCUAUCACUGGUUGGUCCUCCCGUGGCAGAUCAUUUCCAGUCUGAAGGCCUUAAGUGAGGUGCACUGCGAUCUGGUGAAACACAUGCAGCAAGUUGCUGACCAGAUUGUUCGGCAGUGCCCAGAUGCUGGCUUGCUACGUUUCCGUACUGGAUACCAUGCCAUCCCCAGUAUGAGUCAUGUACACCUCCAUGUAAUCAGCCAAGACUUUGACUCUCCUUGUUUAAAGAACAAAAAACACUGGAACUCAUUUACAACUGACUAUUUCAUGGAGUCUCAUGAUGUCAUUCAGAUGCUUGAAACGAAUGGAAGAGUUGAUGUGAAAGAAGGAACCAGCGAGUUGUUAAAACUAGCUCUCCGCUGUCACAUGUGUCUCAAAGAUAUUCCUACUAUACCAGCUCUGAAGGAGCACCUAAAGUCUCACUUUCCCAGCUAAGAAAGUGACCUUAAAGGGAAUACAUGCCUCAGAUGACUGAAGUGGGUUGGGCACGAUUCAAUUGGGUCAAUUCUGAUUCAUGGUUUAUAUAUAAAAUACAUGAUGUCACAGGAACACAUUGUCGUGGCUGCAGUUGCAUUUUCAACUCGUUAUUUUCUUCACUAGGUUUUAAGAAGUGUUUCUUCAGUUAUUUGCAAAAAUGUCCAACUGUGAAAUGGCAUAUUUUUGGUAAUAAUAUUCCCACAUUUCACAUUUAAAUUCUGUAUUAAAUGUUUUCUAAAAAUGGAA
Messenger RNA from Pseudoliparis swirei, 1357 nucleotides. RefSeq names its product aprataxin (gene aptx). Gene Ontology annotation, biological process: double-strand break repair; single strand break repair. Bases 47 to 1069 code for a protein of 340 amino acids. Lineage: Eukaryota; Metazoa; Chordata; Actinopteri; Perciformes; Liparidae. The record is from RefSeq and is a predicted model, not a curated record. The transcript has 7 exons. Gene Ontology annotation, molecular function: double-stranded RNA binding; single-stranded DNA binding; DNA 5'-adenosine monophosphate hydrolase activity. Gene Ontology annotation, cellular component: nucleus.